Messenger RNA from Oncorhynchus kisutch (coho salmon), 915 nucleotides. Its product is annotated as calponin homology domain-containing protein DDB_G0272472-like. Bases 48 to 809 code for a protein of 253 amino acids. The transcript has a single exon. The record is from RefSeq and is a predicted model, not a curated record. NCBI's taxonomy places the organism in Eukaryota, Metazoa, Chordata, Actinopteri, Salmoniformes, Salmonidae.
AUGAAACACUGAAAGAGAAAGAUCAGUUGGAAGAGAGGCGAGGUAAGAUGAGCAAGGUGAAAGAGGAAUUGGAUAUCAGUCUUGAACUGAUGAAAAGACAAAUGGAAGACUUGACAAGCUUGAAGGCUGAAGCAGAAGCACAGACCGAGCCUAUGGAAAUAGACUGGAAGGAAAAGCUCACGAGGGAAAGACAACAACUUGAAGAUGUAAAGGAGGAGAUACAGAAGGAAAAAGAAGCCUUUGAGAGAAAGAAGGGAUUGACCAUGAAAGAAAGAGAUGAGUUUGAUCUGAUGAAGUCUGAAACCCAGGGACAAUUGGAGGAAAUAGAACAAAACAAACAAGACAUUCGUGUGGAGAAGGAAAAGCUGGAUCAGAUCAAAGCUGAGUUAGAAAGACGGUCUGAAGACGUAAAUCAGGUCAUGGAUGAGACAAGACGGGAGAGGGGGAAGGUUGAAGAACUGGCUAUCCAAACUCAAAAAGAAAGAGAAGGAAUGGUGGGUUUUAUGGAAAAGAACAAACAAAAGCAGAACGACCUGGAACUCAUGAAUGACAAGAUUGAAAGAGAGAAACAAGACAUCGAAGAAAGUCGGGAUGUGCUAACAAAGGAGAGAGAUGAGCUGGAACAAAUGAGGAGUGAGAUACAGCAACAGAGAGAGGAGACAGAAUCUCACAUGGAAGACCAAAGGAAAGAGAAAGAACAUUUGGAACAAAUGACGACAGACAUGAAAAAACAGUUGCUAGAGGUGGAUAAUGACAAGGAAAUGAUAGAAAGCUCAAUGGGUGAACUGAGAGUGAAAGAGGCAGAAUAGUGAGAGAAAAAGACAACAUGGAUAACAAGAUGGCUAGGCUCAAAGAGGAAGAGGAUGGAAUGCGGGAAGAAAUAGGAAGGAAGAUGGACAUCUUAAAGAAGGAAAG